AUGGUGAUCCUGGGCCACCUGGGCUAUCUGCGGUGGGCCAUGGAGGUGGGUGACCCUGCAGGCCUUGUUUUAAUCAUAUUCCUUAAAUACCUAGAAACUCCCAUUGUCAAAGCCAACAACCGGGACCUCUCCUUUAUCCUCCUCGUCUCCCUCCUGCUUUGUUUUUUGUCUCCCUUUCUCUUCAUUGGACAACCAAGGAAAGCCACAUGUCUUCUCCGACAAACAAUGUUCAGUAUUGUCUUCUCAGUAGCCGUGUCUUCUGUGUUGUCCAAAACAAUCACGGUAGUGCUGGCCUUCCUGGCCUCAAAACCAGGGAACAAGAUGAGGAGAUGGUUGGGGAAGAGUUUGGCCAACUCCAUCAUCCUUUCUUGUUCAGGUGUCCAAAUUUUUAUCUGUGUCAUGUGGCUGGGAGUUUCUCCACCAUUCCCUGACUCUGACCUGCACUCCCAGCCUGGAGAGAUCAUCCUUCAAUGCAACGAAGGCUCUGUCACUUUGUUUUAUAUUGUCCUUGGCUACAUGGGUUUCCUGGCUGCCAUUUGCUUCACGGUGGCUUUCCUGGCCAGAAACCUGCCUGGGGCCUUCAAUGAAGCCAGACUGAUCACCUUCAGCAUGCUUGUCUUUUGCAGUGUCUGGGUCUCCUUCCUGCCCACCUACCAGAGCAGCAAAGGAAAAUCUAUGGUGGCCGUGCAGGUUUUCUCCAUCCUGUCUUCUGGUGCUGGGCUGUUAGGUUGCAUCUUCUUCCCCAAAUGUUACAUUAUCAUCCUGAGGCCAGAUCUAAAUACUAAGGAACAUCUAAUGGUAACAGCAGGGACCUGA
Molecule: messenger RNA, 816 nt
Organism: Protobothrops mucrosquamatus (brown spotted pit viper)
Lineage: Eukaryota; Metazoa; Chordata; Lepidosauria; Squamata; Viperidae
Product: vomeronasal type-2 receptor 26-like
Exons: 2
Coding region: 1-816 (271 amino acids)
Biological process (GO): G protein-coupled receptor signaling pathway
Cellular component (GO): membrane
Molecular function (GO): G protein-coupled receptor activity
Source: RefSeq, a predicted model, not a curated record